GAGCCCGAGCCCGACCCGGGCGGCCGCGAUGCGGCUCCGCGGCGCACGGCCUGCACCGGGUUUACACCGACGCCUGCUCAACGUUGACCUGGCCGAGGAUUAGGGACACCGGCCACGAGUGGGGGAUCCUGAGGCUGCUGCUCCCCAGAAGGUGCCAGGUCUGAGAGGGAAGGGGUGAUGCACCAGGCUGCAGUUGCUGCCUGCUGAGCCUGAGGAGGAGUUUCGGCAGCACCCCGAUCCCGACAAGCAGCGCCCAGCCUUUGACUCCCUCUGGAGCCCCUGAGCGGAGGAGACGUUGAGCAAAGACUGAGGGGUCAAGGGGCGCAUCCUCCUGUCCUGACCCGGCGUCGAUUCCUGUCCUGACACCCCGACGACGCUGCCCUCGAUCCCCCGGCAGCCCCCCCCAGGGCUGCCUCUCCCAGCGCUGUCCAGCCUUGGACCCCAGCCCCGCUGGAGCGCGGCAGCCUGCCGGGCGCUGCCCCCCGGGCACUGCCCCCCGGGUGCGUCGCCCCCCGCCCCCCUGGGGACCCCCCGCCCGCCGGCAGAGCCAUGAAGCUCCAGGCGGUGAUGGAGAACCUGCAGCGGCAGCAGCGCGCGCGGCUGCAGCAGGCGCUGGAGGCGCGGCAGCAGGAGCAGCAGCAGCAGCAGCCGCGCUCCACGUCCCCCCCGGCGCAGCCCCCGGGGCAGCCCCCCGCCGGCACCGCAGCCCGGGGCCGCGGGCAGGACCCGGCCCCGGCGCCCUCGGAGGAGGGAGCGGAGCCCGAGAGCGCGCACAUCCAGCGGGCACAGAUGGCCGCCCUGGCCGCCAUGCGCGCCGCCGCCGCCGGCCUCAGCCACUCGCCCAGCCCGGGGCUCUCGGAUGAGAGCCAGGCCUCUGAGGAGGAGGAGGAGGAGGAAGAGGAGGAGCGCGGAGAGGACGAGGAGGAUGGCGGGUACCAGCAGGAGAUGGGCUCUGAGGAGGAGGAAGACCUGAAGGGCAAGUGGGACGAAGAUGACUUUGAAGAGGACCUAGUUGAGGAGGAAGAGGAAGAAGAGGAGGAGGAAGAGGAAGACUUUGAGGAGGAUGAAGAUAUGGGAGAGGAAGGGCUCAGCUCGGCAGGGGCAGUACGGGCGGGCGCGGGGUCCCUGCUGCUCCGCAAGCCCCCGGCGCCCCAACACUACCGGGGGGAGCCUCCACGGCUCCAGGGGGGACAGGAACGGCUGCCCCCCGGCCUGGGCCACACGCAGCCCCCUCCACCGGCACCUGACCACGGUGACUGGACCUACGAGGAGCAGUUCAAGCAGCUGUACGAGUUGGAUGGGGACCCCAGGAGGAAGGAGUUCCUGGACGACCUCUUCAGCUUCAUGCAGAAGCGAGGGACCCCCGUGAACCGGAUCCCCAUCAUGGCCAAGCAGGUGCUGGACCUGUACAUGCUGUACACGCUGGUGACUGAGAAGGGGGGUCUGGUGGAGGUCAUCAACAAGAAGCUGUGGCGGGAGAUCACCAAGGGGCUGAGCCUGCCCACUUCCAUCACCAGUGCGGCCUUCACCCUGCGCACCCAGUACAUGAAGUACCUGUACCCCUACGAGUGUGAGAAGCGUGGGCUGAGCAACCCCAACGAGCUGCAGGCGGCCAUCGACAGCAACCGGCGGGAGGGCCGGCGGCAGGGCUUCGGCGGCUCCCUCUUCGCCUACUCACCCAGCGGCACCCACGGCCUCCUCUCCUCGCCCAAGCUGCCCGUGCCAGCGCUGGGGCUGGCGUCUGCCACCAAUGGCGGGGCCAUUGCACCGGGACAGAAGAUCAAGAAAGAGGAGGACUCCUCCAUCCCGAUCUCCAUGCCCAGCCGGCUCCCGGUCUCCCUGGCCGGGCACCCCGUGGUGGCGGCGCAGGCAGCUGCGGUGCAGGUGGCGGCGGCUGCUCAGGCGGCGGCGCUGGAGCAGCUGCGGGAGAAGCUGGAGUCGGGAGAGCCCCCGGAGAAGAAGCUGGCGCUGGUGACAGACGAGCAGCAGCGGCUGAUGCAGCGGGCACUGCAGCAGAACCUCCUGGCCAUGACGGCCCAGCUGCCCAUGAGCAUCCGCAUCAACAGCCAGGGCACGCGCUCGCCAGAGAACCGCCCGGACGCCGCCACCGCCAGCAGCAACGGCACCAACAGCAUCAGCAUGUCGGUGGAGAUCAACGGGAUCGUCUACACAGGUGUGCUGUUCGCCCAGACGCCCGGCCCUUCCUCCUCCUCUUCCUCCUCCUCCUCCUCUGCCUACAGCAAAGGCAACGGCAGCGGCAGCCGGAGCAGUGGCAGCGGCGGCAGCGGGGUGGGAAGCGGUGGUGGGAACGUGCCCCCCGCCCCGGCCGGCCUGGCUGUGCCCCCCAGCUCUACCUCCAACAGCGCUUCGCCUUAACGCCCCGGCCCCCCGGCCCCCUGAACCCGGCGGCCAUGGAGGGAUCACCGGGGUCUCACCACGGUGUCACC
Messenger RNA from Empidonax traillii (willow flycatcher), 2447 nucleotides. It is a transcript of the gene ARID3A, whose product is annotated as AT-rich interaction domain 3A. Gene Ontology annotation, molecular function: DNA binding. Gene Ontology annotation, biological process: regulation of transcription by RNA polymerase II. Bases 550 to 2376 code for a protein of 608 amino acids. Gene Ontology annotation, cellular component: nucleus. NCBI's taxonomy places the organism in Eukaryota, Metazoa, Chordata, Aves, Passeriformes, Tyrannidae. The transcript has 9 exons. The record is from RefSeq and is a predicted model, not a curated record.